Drosophila willistoni is the source of this 1793-nucleotide messenger RNA. Its product is annotated as neuropeptide FF receptor 2. The coding region runs from base 42 to 1667 and encodes 541 amino acids. Gene Ontology annotation, molecular function: neuropeptide receptor activity. NCBI's taxonomy places the organism in Eukaryota, Metazoa, Arthropoda, Insecta, Diptera, Drosophilidae. Gene Ontology annotation, biological process: neuropeptide signaling pathway. The record is from RefSeq and is a predicted model, not a curated record. Gene Ontology annotation, cellular component: membrane. The transcript is spliced from 3 exons.
GUCGAAGCGAAAACAAUUGCAUAAUUUUCGGGCCGAAAAUAAUGGCCCUACUGCACUACACAUACGAGGAGUUGCAAUAUUAUUUGAAAUAUAUAGUAAAUAAGAAUACAACAUCAACGGAGAAUUAUGCAAAUGACGUCACAUAUCCGGGCAUAUUGAUAUCCGAUCUGAGUCAGAUAAACAUCAAGAAGCGUAGCAUUUUCAUGGGCAUAGUGGGCGCCUUGUUCCUCUUGGCAUUCUUGGGUAAUCUGAGUACCCUCUAUGUGAAUUCACGUCGGAAGCUGCGUCCAUUUUUCCGAGCCUGUCUGAUAUCCUUGGCCUGCAGUGAUUUAAUGUCAUGUGUGUUCAGUACCAUUGCCUAUAUAGCCCAGUUUAAGGCAGAGUAUUUGCAAUUAUGGACUCUGGGCGAUUUCAUGUGCAAAUUCGUGCCGUUUAUCACCACGGCAGCUGUACUGGCCAGUAGCCUGACCCUUGUGGCCAUUGCUUUCGAUCGGUAUAUGGCCAUUAUGAGAGCCGUUUUGGGUUUCUGGAAUCCAGAUGUCCGCAUUUGUGUCAUCUGCAUGGCUGGCAUUUGGUUGGCAUCAAUGGGGACUUCUGGUCCCUUGUUUACCAUCUACGAUCUGGAUAAGAUUUACCUACUGGAAUUGGAUGAACCGCAACUGCAAUCGAACCAGGGGGAGGGAACUACAACCGCAAUGCCAACUACCGAGGAUUUGCUGGUCACUGAGUUGGAACUUGUCAGCAUGUGUAUAACUGGCGAUCAUGAUGUUGGCCUUUACUACGUCAUAUUGUUUGGUUUAAUAUUUCUGCCGUGCAUUGUGGCCUUUAUUUGGCUGAAUACCAUAAUAGCCCGUCAAUUGUGGCUAAGGCGUCAUUAUCAUCAUCAUCAGCAGCAACCAGAACAGGAGCAGGACCAGGUCGAAGCUCGUGUCAAGAUGAACAAUGUGGAACUCCUAAUGCCCAGCGCCAUGAUGAGUGCUCUGAGUGUGGCGGCCCCUUUUAAUCUUGAUAAAAUGGGCACUACAUUGCCUCCACCUCCCCCACCAAAGCCAACUGUUUCCUCCACACCGCCAACUGUGGGAGCAGCUGCCUUGGCCCGAGAGCAAAGACAUCGACGUAUGGUUCUCGUGGUCCUCCUCAUGAUGGCUGUCUUCAUUUGCCUUCGUUUGCCAGCUUGGAUCUUUCUGAUUAUGCGUCUGUAUGGCUCGUUCUCCACACCAGUCGAUUGGUUGCUCUACUUCAGUUUUGGGAUCCUAAAUUUAACAAGCUGCGCAUUGAAUCCUGUGUUUUACACCUUUCUCACUCAAACCAUUCGCACACUGUCGUACUUUAAGCAAAAGAUACGCAAUUGGACCUGUUGUGGGGGGAAGGGUUUGCAGGACGAGGCCAUGCCAACGGAACCGACUGAUCCUGGCAAAAAGUGGGGAUUCGGUGUGUGUUGCGGUCUAAGACACAUAACCAUCACUUGGCGGUGUUAUCCAGAUCAUAAUCUAGCCAAGGCAACAUCCACAGAGAUUCCCAAUGAUGCAAUGCCUCAGCAGCCCUCCGGUCAAAUUCAAGGUGAUCCCAGUAGCCUGCAGUUCUUUUAUAAUUUGAAGCAUGACAUAUACGCCAUCUACAAUCAGAAUGAAAGUUCACUCAGUGCGUCAAUUGAGUCCUCUGUCUGAUCAUCGUUAUUAUCAUCAUCAAUCAUUGAACCCGAUCGCCUGAUACGGUAAUUAUAAAUUGAUUAAUAAUGGUGGGCCCCACACACACACACACACAAAAAAAAACUGAAACUGAAACUGAAACUG